AAAGACAGUGUACGAACCGGGUGCACCCAGCUCAGUUCAGUCUGUGGCCACGUGUCUGUUCCUUCAUAAAGAAAAGCUUUCUCUGGUGUUAUUGAUGGCAGACGAGGAGCCAAAGCUCAGCAAGAAAGUUUGAUAAUGAAGAGACUGUUGUUGACAGGCCGCCGGACAUGUUCCUCAUCAUUUCGUCACUUCUUCUCACCUUCUAGUGCUUUGAAGAGAAACCUCAAAGCUGAGAAGAAAGCCAAAGAGAAGGCAGAAAAGCAAGCAACUUUAGUAGAAGCAACUGAAAAUGCUUCAACCUCGUCGGCUAAGAAAUCGGCUCUUGACAGUGAAAAUAUUGAUCCUAAUCAAUACUUUGCUUUGCGUAGUCAAGCCAUACAAGCACUGAAAGAGACAGGGCCUCAUCCUUAUCCUCAUAAAUUUGCCGUUACCAUUUCACUAACGGACUUCAUUGAGCAGUUCAAAGACCUCAAGGAUAGCGAGCAACUCCCAGACCUCUCCUUUAGCCUAGCAGGUCGUAUUCAUGCUAAAAGGGAGUCUGGGUCUAAGCUUAUCUUCUAUGAUGUGAGAGGUGAAGGGGUUAAAAUUCAAGUUAUGUGUAAUGCAAAGUUCACGGAUCAAAAUUUUGAAGAAUUACACAGUCAAAUUAAAAGAGGAGACAUAAUCGGGAUCACUGGUUUCCCUGGUAAAACGAAAAUGGGAGAGUUGAGCAUAAUCCCACGUCAGGUCCAACUGCUCUCUCCUUGUCUUCACAUGUUGCCUCACCUUCACUUUGGACUCAAAGACAAAGAGACACGCUUCAGACAGCGUUACCUUGAUUUGAUCAUCAAUGGUAACGUACGAGACAAGUUUAUACUUCGGGCCAGAUUGAUAACAUACUUAAGGAGGUUCAUGGACGAAUUAGGAUUCCUCGAGGUUGAGACUCCUAUGAUGAAUAUGAUAGCAGGUGGUGCUUCGGCUAAACCGUUUGUAACGCAUCACAACGACCUUGACAUGGACCUCUACAUGAGGGUAGCUCCUGAGCUCUACCACAAGAUGCUCAUCGUUGGAGGAAUUGACAGAGUCUAUGAGGUUGGAAGACAAUUUAGAAAUGAAGGUAUUGAUCUGACUCAUAACCCUGAGUUCACUACAUGCGAGUUUUACAUGGCCUAUGCUGAUUAUAAUGACCUCAUCAACAUCACUGAACAACUUGUAUCUGGAAUGGUGUUUGAGGUGACUGGUGGGUACAAUGUGACGUAUCAUCCUAACGAUGAUGAUCCUUCGCAGGAAUUUAAAGUUGAUUUCUCUCCGCCAUUUAGGAAAGUGAAAAUGAUACCAGAGUUAGAGAAGCAGCUCAAUGUUACGUUUCCUAAACCAGAUACUUUCCACACUGAGGAAUUCCGUCAGUUUCUUGAUGAUCUUUGCACUAAGAAUAACGUCGAUUGCUCGCCUCCUCGUACCUCGUCAAGACUCCUUGACAAACUGGUAGGAGACUACAUUGAAGUCAAUUGCAUCAAUCCAACUUUCAUAAUGGAGCACCCACAAAUAAUGAGUCCACUAGCUAAAUGGCAUCGAUCAAUCCCUGGGCUGACAGAAAGGUUUGAACUGUUUGUGUGUCAGAAAGAGAUUUGUAAUGCUUACACUGAGUUGAAUGAUCCUGUCGUACAGAGAUCUACUUUUGAACAACAAGCAAAGGAUAAGGAAGCUGGUGAUGAUGAAGCACAAAUGGUUGAUGAGAACUUUUGUACUGCUCUUGAGUAUGGACUCCCGCCCACUGGUGGGUGGGGCAUGGGAAUAGACCGUCUAACCAUGUUCCUCACUGAUUCUGCUAAUAUCAAGGAAGUAUUGUUCUUUCCAGCCAUGAAACCAAAGGACGACAAAGAGAGACCAGCUGAAGUCACUCCGCCUCAAACUAAAUGAACCGCUAAUAAUUUAAUGAAUAAUUAAUUAUUAAUGAAUAUUAGUUGGCUUCUGUUUGAUUGUCUCAAUGUCUUCUAAUUGCCGAGAAUUGGUCCAUUAAUUGUGGAUAUAAAAUCAUGAUAAUUG
Amphimedon queenslandica is the source of this 2025-nucleotide messenger RNA. RefSeq names its product lysine--tRNA ligase-like. Gene Ontology annotation, molecular function: ATP binding; lysine-tRNA ligase activity; tRNA binding. Gene Ontology annotation, cellular component: aminoacyl-tRNA synthetase multienzyme complex; cytosol; cytoplasm. The record is from RefSeq and is a predicted model, not a curated record. Bases 136 to 1899 code for a protein of 587 amino acids. Gene Ontology annotation, biological process: lysyl-tRNA aminoacylation. Lineage: Eukaryota; Metazoa; Porifera; Demospongiae; Haplosclerida; Niphatidae. The transcript is spliced from 15 exons.